Molecule: messenger RNA, 319 nt
Organism: Anoplopoma fimbria (sablefish)
Lineage: Eukaryota; Metazoa; Chordata; Actinopteri; Perciformes; Anoplopomatidae
Product: ras-related protein Rab-8B-like
Exons: 4
Biological process (GO): cellular response to insulin stimulus; Golgi vesicle fusion to target membrane; regulation of exocytosis
Cellular component (GO): endosome; trans-Golgi network transport vesicle; plasma membrane
Molecular function (GO): GTP binding; GTPase activity
Source: RefSeq, a predicted model, not a curated record
AGCUGUGCUGAUGUCACUUCCUGUCUUGUCUCAGGGCAUCAUGCUGGUGUAUGACAUCACCAACGAGAAGUCCUUCGAUAACAUCAGGAACUGGAUACGCAACAUCGAGGAGCAUGCGUCUUCAGACGUGGAGAGAAUGAUUCUGGGAAACAAAUGUGACAUGAACGACAAGAGACAAGUGUCCAAGGAGAAAGGAGAGAAGCUGGCGAUCGACUACGGGAUCAAGUUCCUGGAAACCAGCGCCAAGUCGAGCAUCAACGUAGAGGAAAGCUUCUUAACACUCGGCAGAGACAUCAUGACCAGACUGAACAGGAAAAUG